Messenger RNA from Anolis carolinensis (green anole), 1199 nucleotides. It is a transcript of the gene tyms, whose product is annotated as thymidylate synthetase. Gene Ontology annotation, molecular function: thymidylate synthase activity. The record is from RefSeq and is a predicted model, not a curated record. The coding region runs from base 66 to 989 and encodes 307 amino acids. The transcript has 7 exons. Gene Ontology annotation, cellular component: mitochondrion; cytosol. Gene Ontology annotation, biological process: dTMP biosynthetic process. NCBI's taxonomy places the organism in Eukaryota, Metazoa, Chordata, Lepidosauria, Squamata, Anolidae.
UGGCUUAUUUGGCGGGAGACUUUCCCGGCUGCUUUUGCCCGCCUUUUCUCCUCAGUGUCUCCAAUAUGCCUGCGGAGAGCAGUGUGGGGUCGAGCCCUGGGCUUCCUCGGGAGGAAUCUCUUCCUCCUCAUGGGGAACUUCAGUAUCUGAACCAGAUCCAGCAAAUCCUGCGGUUCGGACACAAGAAGGAGGAUCGGACCGGAACGGGGACCCUCUCCCUUUUCGGGAUGCAAGCGCGGUACAGCCUCCGAGAUGAUUUUCCAUUGCUAACAACAAAGAGAGUAUUCUGGAAAGGAGUACUUGAAGAACUACUUUGGUUUAUCAAGGGUUCUACGAAUGCAAAAGAGCUUUCUACCAAAGGGGUUAAAAUCUGGGAAGCCAAUGGCUCUCGCCAGUUCUUAGACCAGCAAGGAUUCCUUUCUAGAGAGGAAGGAGACUUGGGCCCAGUUUAUGGUUUCCAGUGGAGACAUUUUGGAGCUGAAUAUAAAGAUAUGAAUACAGAUUAUACUGGGCAAGGAGUAGAUCAGCUGCAGCAGGUUAUUGAUACUAUCAGAAACAAUCCAGAUGACAGAAGAAUUAUCAUGUGUGCAUGGAACCCUAAAGAUAUCUCUGCAAUGGCAUUACCCCCUUGCCAUGCUCUCUGCCAGUUCUAUGUUGUAAAUGGUGAACUCUCUUGCCAGUUGUAUCAGCGUUCUGGAGAUAUGGGAUUAGGAGUACCCUUCAACAUUGCCAGCUACUCACUGCUAACUUCAAUGAUUGCUCAUGUUACAGGCUUGAAGCCUGGUGAGUUCAUACACACACUUGGAGAUGCUCAUAUAUACCUAAACCACAUUGAACCUCUAAAAAUCCAGCUUCAGAGGCAACCAAGACCUUUUCCAAAACUCAAAAUCCUUCGCAAAGUUGAAAACAUCAACGACUUCAAAGCAGAUGAUUUUGAGAUAGAAGGUUAUAAUCCUCAUCCAACUAUAAAAAUGGAAAUGGCAGUCUAAUGGAGUUAUUUCAGCAUUGUUAACUGUUACUUGCUGUUAUAUUCAGUUUGUAAUGUUAAAUAUCAUUACUAAUAUAAAUUCUAAGUCAAGAUGUGUUUUUUAAAUAAAUGUUGCUUGUAUAUGAUGCUUACAUAUGGAGGAUAGGUUGUACAGCUAUUUGUAUAAAGUUUCUCAGUUUGUAAUGUUCAAUAAAAGAAGUGUAUUACUAUA